UCGGACUUGAAAUGGCGGAGAAAAAGGGGGAAAACUGGUUUUUGAUACCCAAAAAACUAGUUUCGAGAAAAAUGCAAAAUAAAAAAAACUUGUAGAAGAAUUUUUUUUCCGCUUAUACGUACGUAUAGGUAUACCAUAUCAUAAUAUUACUUUACGUUAAAAAAAAAAUUUUUUUUAAUGCAUAGGUCUCCAAAAAACCUGAUUUUUCAGAGACUUCCCGACCUUUGAUGGUUCUGAUUUUUAUAGCACACAUAGAGAGGACCUUGAUACACCUUUACACGAAAAGAAAAAAAUCGAAAAACUUGUUUUUCGCUCAGGAAAGGGGGGGGUCCCUUUAACUAGGUUUGAAUCCAUUUGACAUACGCAUUCGGGAUUCCCAGACGAGGCAACUUUCCCAGACAUCCUUCAAACCAGAGUUGAUCAAAAGCAGACUUAAAAUCAACGAAUACUGUCGCCACCACACCGAUAUUUUUCUUUUUCUGUUCGUCUUUUUUACAUUGUUCUUCUCCUUAUAUACUUUGUGGUUAAUUUUAGUUACUCAGACUGAACUCACGUUCAUAAAUCUAAUAAACCAUACAUAUACCUAUAAUCAAGAUGAAUAGAGGGAUGUGUAUCGUGUCUAAUGCUUUACACAAUGUUAAUAUAUAUUAAAUUCAGUCGAUUUCCAUCAUCGUCCUUUUGCUCCCUAAUGUUGAGUCAUCAUUGUCUCUCUUUUAUUCGAUAAUUAGUCAUAGCAUUAAACGAAUGUUGAAUAUGAAUCAAAUCAUAUAUAUUCGUAUCGAUUUAUUCAUAUGAUAGUCGCCCUAUUCAACAUAUACUUUUUUUCUCAUUGUUGCAUUUCUUUGAUGACUCAUCCAUUUACAUUAUUACGGAUCACACAAACAAACCAAGAUAUAUUUCUUCCUUCAGAACAAGCGGUCCAUGCAAGUUGAAGAAUAGAAAAAUAAAAAAUGUCUUUCUUUUUUCUUUCAUACAUGAUUCUUUUAAGACCCGUUAGUCAGUAAAACCAAAACGAAAGAACGACAAGUGUCGUAUUCUAUCUAAUAGUCACAUAGAGAUAUAACGAAGAAAAACAAGUCAACGUUGAUUCAUUCGUAAGUUCGAACACUUCAUUUUUUUCUCUCGGAAUAGAAUUGCAUCGAUUUCUUCUUUUUUUUUUUUUUUGUUUUUUUUUUUUGAAAGGCUCUAAAUAAAACCAAACAGAAUGCAAACACAUCUGUUUGUUCGUUUUUUGAAUAAAAUCAUAUAGAUUAUAAAACGAAGAAAAAAAGAAAUGUUUCCAUAAGAAAUGAAACGAUAUAAAAAUUGUUGAAGGAUUUCAAUAUAUAAUUUUUCUUGAUUGUGAAUAUGAAGUAAAAUUUGAUUAUUUUAGAUAUUGAUAACAAUGGCUAUGAUAUCCAGUGAUGAAUCUUGGAAUCAUAUGACAUCAUUUGAUUUUGAUGAUUUAUUUUUGUUUUCUGAUGAUUUAAAUCUUCAAAAUGAAUAUGAUCAAUAUUCUAUGUUACAUAAUGAUAUAAUUGAAGACAAGGCUACUUCAUCGUCUGAAACCGAUCAAUCUCAACUACAAACAUCAUCAAACAAUAAUUCAGAACACGAAUCUCGAUUGCCGAGUCUAGAAUGUCGUGUUUGUGGUGCUCCAGCUUACGGUUAUAAUUUUGAUCAAAUUACUUGUGAAUCGUGUAAAGCAUUUUUUCGUCGAAAUGCAUUUCGGGAUAUGUCUCAACUAAGAUGUCGAUUUUCCGAUUCCUGUAUUAUUACUAGUUCCACCCGUCGUCAAUGUGCAACUUGUCGAUUAAAAAAAUGUUUUGAUAUUAAAAUGCGUAAAGAUUGGAUUCGUACUGAAGAAGAAAAACAAUUCAGACAAUUAAUAAAAAUAGCUAAAGAACAAAGGAAAACAAAUAAUCUACCAAACGAUCAGCAACCUCUUGCUACUUUUCCACUAGUUCUACGAAAGAAAAAACGUUUGAUGAUAAAAUCAAUAAGCCAAGAACUUUUUGUUACUAAUCCAGUUCAUAAGAUCAGUUUUUUUGGUGUUAAUCAUAUUCUACAUGAUGAUGAUCGAACAUUAUUAAACAAUAUAAAUAAUGCUUAUCAAUCAGUAGUAGCUACAAUUGAUUACUCUUAUACUAAUAAAUAUACAUCAUCGACAACUCUUACGCAGUUUUUAAAUGAUGAAAGUGUUGUGCAUGAAUCAUUAAUAAAUUUUUUUAAAUAUAUACCUGAAUUUAAACAAUUAGAUGUAGAUGAUCAAAUUAUCUUGAUCAAAUCUAAUUUUCAUAAUAUUAUACAUUUACAUCUUACAAUAAUGCGUAAUUUUCAAAGCCGUGCACGUAUUGGUAAUCAUAUGUCGAAAUGGAUAAAUGAAGAUUUUCAUAAUCAGAUGGUUCGAACACGUCGAUAUUUUUGUCGUUUUAUGAAUUAUCCAUUGUUAUUAAAACUCACAUUAAUUGUUUUUAUCUUUAGUAUUAAUUUAUCUGCAUCGUAUGAUAUUAAUAAAUUUUAUGAAUAUAAAAAUACGAGAAUAUUGCUUGAAUUUCAAAAUUUUUAUACGAAUAUUCUUUGGCGUUAUUUAAAUCACUUGUUUGUCGAAAAAGAAGCAAUACAAGCAAUGCAAAUAAUAGUUACACAAAUUUUACGUUAUCAACUGUUAAUGGUAACGCUGACGAAUUCUGUAAAGCAAAGUCCAGAUCGCUUUCAAUUGCAUUCAUUAAUGCAAUCCAUAUUUGGACUUACCUAA
Molecule: messenger RNA, 2737 nt
Organism: Rotaria sp. Silwood2
Lineage: Eukaryota; Metazoa; Rotifera; Eurotatoria; Philodinida; Philodinidae
Source: the annotation of a GenBank genome assembly